AUGGCCAGGCUAAGCCUUUUGUUGGCACCACUCUUCGCCGUGCUCCCGCUCGUUUCGGCCUUCCCGGCCCAACUGCCUGCGCGGGCCACUGCACCUGCACUACCAGUGGACGACCCUUUUUAUAUCCCUCCCGAAGGCUUUGAGUCCUCGGCACCUGGAACAAUCCUUCGGCACAGAACUCCCCCAAACCCAAUUGCAGCGCUCGGCUUCGCGAAAGUCAAUAUCCAGGCAGCACAUCAAAUUUUGUACCGCACAAGCGACUCCUCUGGCAAUGCCAUUGCAACAGUCUCCACCAUCCUGAUUCCCCACAAUGCUGAUUACUCCAAGUUGCUCUCCUACCAGGUCGCUGAAGAUGCAGCGGAUCCAAACUGUGCGCCUUCGUACGCCUUACAGCUUGAGGCAGCCCACGACGGGAUUUUGGGUCUGGUGAUCCCACAAGUGGAACUGUUGUUCUUCGGCGCAGCCCUUAAUAAAGGCUGGGUGGUGACAGUCCCAGAUCAUCUCGGACCUAAGGCAGCCUUCCUGGCCAACAACCUCUCCGGCCAAGCCGUUUUAGACAACAUUCGUGCUGCCUUGGCAUCCUCGAGCUUUACAAACAUCACUUCGGAUCCCACUAUCGCGCUAUGGGGCUACUCUGGUGGAAGUUUGGCCAGUGGAUUUGCCGCCGAGCUUCAUCCUACCUAUGCCCCCGAGCUAAAUAUCGUGGGAGCCGCACUGGGCGGUACCGUGCCCAAGAUUCGACCAGUCAUUGAUGCGGUCAACAAAGGUCUGUUUGUCGGACUCGUUCCCUCCGGCAUCCAAGGUCUGGCGAAUGAGUAUCCCGACAUCCAGCAACUUAUUAAUGACGGGCUUAAACCAUCGAAGAGGGCAGACUUUAACAAGACCCAGAACCCGUGUCUUUCCGGAGACAUACUUCAAUACCUCGGGCAGGAUAUCUACGAUUAUACGAACGAUCGGAAUAUCUUUGAUCAGCCGGCGGCUGUGAAAGUAAUGGACGCCAAUGCGAUGGGACAGCAUGUGCCCAAGAUCCCUCUUUUGGUGUACAAGUCGGUUGGGGAUGAGAUAAGCCCCGUGAAUGACACCGAUGCUCUUGUUGAGACUUAUUGUAAUGCUGGAGCCAGUGUCGAGUAUAAGCGUGAUGAGCUCUCUGAACAUGCAUCGCUCGAGAUCACAGGGUCUGCUGACGGUCUGCUCUGGAUUAUGGAUCGUAUGAAUAAUAAGCCCGUCCAACAGGGAUGUACUAAGUCUACUGCGGUCACUGGUCUUGCUGACCCUAAGGCUCUCCUAGCCUUGGGCGAUGAGAUCCUUACCCUCCUCAAGGCAAUCCUGGCGGGGCCGAUCGGUCCUGGUGUCGUCGGCUAA
Aspergillus oryzae RIB40 is the source of this 1362-nucleotide messenger RNA. Its product is annotated as putative secretory lipase. NCBI's taxonomy places the organism in Eukaryota, Fungi, Ascomycota, Eurotiomycetes, Eurotiales, Aspergillaceae. The record is from RefSeq and is a predicted model, not a curated record. The transcript has a single exon. The coding region runs from base 1 to 1362 and encodes 453 amino acids. Gene Ontology annotation, molecular function: triacylglycerol lipase activity. Gene Ontology annotation, biological process: lipid catabolic process.